Molecule: messenger RNA, 1321 nt
Organism: Hyaena hyaena (striped hyena)
Lineage: Eukaryota; Metazoa; Chordata; Mammalia; Carnivora; Hyaenidae
Gene: CFI
Product: complement factor I
Exons: 11
Coding region: 74-1228 (384 amino acids)
Biological process (GO): proteolysis
Cellular component (GO): membrane
Molecular function (GO): protein binding; serine-type endopeptidase activity
Source: RefSeq, a predicted model, not a curated record
UGUUUCCUUAAACUAUGGAACUACCACUUCUGAGGGAAUUGUCGAAGUAAAACUUGUAGACCAAGAUAAGAAAAUGUUCAUAUGUAAAAAAACUUGGACCAUUGUGGAGGCUAAUGUGGCCUGUCUUGACCUUGGAUUUCAACAAGGUGCUUUUGAGGUUCAAAAAAUUUUUGAAGUUCCUGAAGAUCUCCAUAUAAAUUCCACUGAAUGUCUGCAUGUGCAGUGUCAAGGAUUAGAGACUAGUUUGGCUGAAUGUACUUUUUUUAAGAGAAGAACUAAAAAUUCCCAGGAUUUAGCUGGUGUGGUGUGUUACACACAGAAUGCAGUUUUUUCAACAAACGACUCCUUUCAUUGUGUGAAUGGAAAAUAUAUUCCUCAAAGGAAAACCUGUAAUGGUGUCAAUGAUUGUGGAGACCAAAGUGAUGAGCUGUGCUGUAAAGGAUGCCGAGGCAAAAGUUUCCUUUGUAAAUCCGGUGUUUGUAUUCCAAACAAGUAUAAGUGCAAUGGUGAGAUGGACUGCAUUACAGGAGAAGAUGAAAUUGGUUGUAAAGAAAAAACAGAACUUUUGACUGCUAAUAUGAAUGCAGAAGAAACAGAAUUUUUGACUGCUAAUAUGAAUGCAGAAAGAAAAUGGAUAAAGUCACUUCUCCCUAAACUAUCGUGUGGAGUUAAACCCAGGCUGCCUGCUCGAAGGAAACGAGUUAUAGGAGGAAGGCCAGCAGAAGUGGGAGACUUCCCGUGGCAGGUGGCAAUUAAGGAAAAUGAGAAAAUCAACUGUGGAGGAAUUUAUAUUGGAGGCUGUUGGAUUCUAACUGCUGCACAUUGUGUCAGCAUCAGUAAAGUUCACCGUUACCAAAUAUGGACAUCAUUUCUACAUUGGUUAAGACCCGAGGAUGACAUAAUUGUUCAGCUAGCAAAACAAAUUAUUAUCCAUGAAAACUACAAUGGAAAAACCUAUGAAAAUGACAUAGCUUUGAUUGAAUUGAAAAGACGCCCAAACCAAAAAGAAUGUGUGCUACCUAAUUCUGUCCCUGCCUGUGUCCCCUGGUCUCCAUAUCUAUUCCAACCUAAUGACAGAUGCACUAUUUCUGGCUGGGGUCGAGAAAAAGCAUACGCUAGGAUUUCACUGAUGAAAAAUAUGGAUGCAGUCAGCAAAGACUGGAGAGGCUGGAAGACCGAAAGACCAAUUCUCAAGGGACUUGUAGUCCAGAGGAGGCAUCAGACGUGAAUGCUACUAUCAGACAGCAGAAUGGGACAGAUAACCAAAAAGUCUAUUCACUUCACUGGGGUGAAGUUAACCUGAUAGGCAACUGCUCCAGGU